AUGGUAACCCUUACACUAACUUCAGUCAAGAAUCUUGCAUUUGGUAAGAAGGCAUAUCAGUCGACAACUUACCCAGGAGGAUACGCUAGCAAAGCUGUUGACGGAAAUACCAAUCAAGACUAUGAUAAGGGACGUUCCUGCACACACACAAACAAUCAGAAACACCCUAGCUGGGAGGUAGAUUUAGGCGAAAAUGCCUACAUACACCACGUGAGGAUCUUUAACAGAAAGGAUUGCUGUGGUGAGCGGCUGCGUGCUGUCGUGCUGUACAUUGGGAAGAAUAAAGAAAGUUACAAACAGUAUGAGAUUCACACAGGGAAAGUUGGUUCAUCAUACACCUUUUCGAUGCCUAAAGAUUCGCCCGUUGGACGGUGGGUUCGGCUGACAUUGCAUCUUACUGGGAUCUUGACUCUUUGUGAAGUUCAGGUGAUGGGAUAUUAUGCAGGAGCUUACUUUGACACAAAAGAAAACCAGGCUAUCCUGUCUGUCAUAGCUUCUAUGGAGACUAGGUCAGACAUACAAUGCGCAUAUUACUGCUCCAAAGACGACAUGUGUGAGGCAGCAAGCUAUACGAAGAAAACUAAGAGGUGUGAACUUUCGGAUACCAAGGCUACAAAAGAAGCUACUGGUACAUCGGCUUUGAUUCCAAGUGAUUAAAUGACGAAUUUGCAAAGCAUUCCGCGGGACCGAGGAAUCGCAGCAUUUACAUUACCCUGAAAGGAGUUUCUCAUAAUAACAUUUGUUUAAAACGGACAUGUCUAAUGAACACCAAACUAUAUAAUAUAUAUAUAUAUAGUUAUCCUCUAUAUAAGAACAUGAACAACAGUGACAUCUUUACAGAAGAGGAAGAACUUUAUUUUUACAAAAUUCUUGAAAACUGAGCGUAAUAGCGUUUUACAGUGAUAGCUGUCAUAAAGUACGUACGCUCGGCUGAUUUUAAAACUGAUAUGGUAUUUUCAUUAUCUGACUUCGAAAUUUCGAUUAUUUAUGCUUACUCACUUACCUUAAAAUUGGGAAUAUAAAUAGUAAAAGUUGUGAACAAAUUUAAUGUUAUCAUUUUGUGUGUAAUCUUAAUGCAUUGUCUUUUGUAUUUUGGUCUGCCCGAACGUGAUAAAUGCUGUAAUUUUAUUUACAUCACCCUUUCCAUAAAUAAGUAGUGAGUAGAUUGAGUACUUCUUUCUUUUCUUUUUGCAAUAUCUAAUAUUGAUCUUACAUGUGAUUCAAGUAUCCAAAUUUUCUUCCUUAAUACAUGUAAAUAACCUUUGAUAUUGAAUAUAGGGAUAUUACACACGUUUUUUGUGUUUUAGCAUCUCCAGAACCCCGAGGGAUUGGUUGUUGCCUGAGCCCGGUAGACUAAGUGUACCAACACACCCAGAGGAAUUCUGAAGAUGUUACAACACGAAAUGAACAUGCUCUAACGCUAUUCUAUAGCAUAAAAAGCGUAAAAGCUAAUAAAUGACUACAUUGUUUCUCAACGUCGUUAAACUUCCGUGAAAUGCGCGGGAAUGUCUGAUAGUUUUAUUCACGUUGACGUCAUUUCCAUUUGAAUUAUCCAUUUCGGGGACUUACACGUUUGCGCUUUGCCACGGAACGCGCUAAAUAAAAAAGUGUUUUAACAGCACGUGAGCGCGAGAGUCGCUCUGUUAACACACGUUUUCCGUCCCGAAAAGUGUCCAGAACAAUAGUUUUAUGCUAGAAUGUACGGAUAACGACACGACAACUAAAUGAGCCGCGCCACGAUAAAACCAACAUAGUGGCUUUGCGACCAGCAUGGAUCCUGGCCAGACUUCGCGGAUGCGCAAGCUGGUCUGGUUCCAUG
Mercenaria mercenaria is the source of this 1819-nucleotide messenger RNA. Its product is annotated as fucolectin-1-like. NCBI's taxonomy places the organism in Eukaryota, Metazoa, Mollusca, Bivalvia, Venerida, Veneridae. The record is from RefSeq and is a predicted model, not a curated record. The transcript has 4 exons. Bases 1 to 657 code for a protein of 218 amino acids.